Molecule: messenger RNA, 2374 nt
Organism: Apus apus (common swift)
Lineage: Eukaryota; Metazoa; Chordata; Aves; Apodiformes; Apodidae
Product: acyl-coenzyme A thioesterase 1-like
Exons: 4
Coding region: 438-1697 (419 amino acids)
Biological process (GO): acyl-CoA metabolic process; fatty acid metabolic process
Molecular function (GO): fatty acyl-CoA hydrolase activity
Source: RefSeq, a predicted model, not a curated record
AAGGCGAAAGGCCUGUCCAGUUGUAAUGCACUGAAUUCAGUGGCUGUGGUGUUUUCAUGGUGAGAAAUUACAACUUCUGCAAUAAAAGCUUUCCAGGCUUGUUUGUGCUCACUUGGAAAAGGUGUCCAAGCCAGUUCUGCAAUAGAAUCCGGACUUUCCCACUGUUGAGGGGGAAAUGCGAUUUGAAUACCUCUUUGUCACUUUGGGGUUUUUACCUUAAUCUAUAAUCAAAAGUAAGACCAGGAGCAAAUCACAGGCUGUGUGUGGAGGGAGGCGUGCUCUGAACUACACCUCCCAGCAGCCCGUGCUUGUCGGCUGAAGGAAGCGGUCACGGUCGUUCCUCCUGGACUUUUGGGCAAAGAUUAUAAACCUGAGAAGCCACAGGCUGCCGAGGAUCGUGUUUCACGCAGCGCCACGAGGAGGGCAGCAGAGCUGGGAUGGCGGUGCAGGUGUCGGUUCUGCCUUCCCCGAGGUGCCUGUUCGAUGACCCUGUGCAGAUCUGUGUGGCGGGACUCCUGCCGCAGCAGGCGGUCACCCUCCGAGCCAGCCUGGUGGAUGACGGUGGGGAACUUUUCCAAGCCCACGCUCGCUAUAGAGCUGGGAGCAGCGGCGAGCUCGACCUAAGCUGCUCCCCUGCGCUGGGGGGCAGCUAUUCGGGAGUGGAGCCGAUGGGGCUGCUGUGGUCGCUGCAGUCUAAAGCGCCCUAUAAACGGCUGGCAAAGAGGAACGUCCUGACACCUUUCUAUGUGGACUUUGAAGUGUAUGAGGGCCACGGGGAUAUGACCCGCUUGCUGGCAAAAUGCACCAAUGAGAGAUGGUUUUUAGGAGAGGGAGUGAAGAGGAUUUCAGUCAGAGAAGGUCGUCUGAAGGCAACCCUCUUCCUCCCUCCUGGAGCUGGUCCAUUCCCUGGGCUCAUCGAUUUAUAUGGAUCUGGAGGAGGUCUUGUUGAAUACAGAGCAAGUCUUCUGGCUAGCAGAGGCUUUGUGACUCUGGCUGUUGCUUACAUGGCCUUUGAAGAUCUCCCUGCUAUGCCAGAAAUUCUUGAACUGGACUAUUUUGAGGAAGCUGUAAACUUUUUGCAGAAGCAGCAGCAGGUGAAAGAUACUGGGAUUGGCGUUCUGGGCUUGUCUAAAGGAGCUGAUCUAGCCCUUUCUAUAGCCACAUUUCUACCUGGCAUCAAGGCAGCUGUCAGCAUAUCUGGAAGUGGAUUUAAUUCUUUCAUUCCCCUGCAGGGGGAUGGCUUCACUCUUCCUGCCCACCCAUAUGAUUUGGGGAGGAUGAAGAUCAAUGACCAGUCUGAACUAAUAGAUUUUUCAGAUGUCCUAGAUGAUCACAGGGACCCAGCGACUUGGGUUUGUCGCAUUCCAGUGGAGAGGUCCUUGGCCAAGUUCCUCUUCCUGUCUGGACUGGAUGACAAGAACUGGAAAAGUGACCUCUAUUGCCAGGAUGCUGUUCAGCGCCUCCAGCAGUAUGGACGGGAAGUGGAGUUUUGCUCCUAUUCUGGAGCAGGGCACCUCUUGGAGCCACCAUACUUGCCUUUAUGCCAGGCUUCAAUCCACAAAGUGCUUGGGAUGUUUGUGCAUUGGGGAGGGCAAUGGAGGGAACAUGCCAAAGCUCAAGAAGAUGCAUGGCACAGGAUACAGGCCUUUUUCUGGCGACACUUGAUGGACUCGGACAUCCCUAAGAGCAAACUGUAGUGGAAGGUGUCCAAGAUGUUGACCAGGGUUGUUGUUUCAGCUCUCACUGAAUCUUGGAAAUGCAUUGAAAUUUUCCUGGCCUGCCUUCUUCUAGUCCCCAGUGUUGCAUAGUUGUUUAUUUUCAUUCACCAAACAAUUUUCCAAUUUUUAGUUGAAUGUCAGUUGUCUUCUGGCUGCAGCUGCACUGCAGAUUGUCACCAUCUGAUCUGCCUGUGUGCUGUAGUCAUCUGAGAAAAACCCAGCAUCCUGUCAUGUCAAUUGCACUUGUAUUGAGCUAUCUUUGCCCUCAAUCUCCAACCAUCUGAUUUGGUAGCAGGGAAUGCUCUCAUAGGAGGAGUUUUCCAUUGAACUGUUUAGUCUUGCACCUUCAACUAACCGAGAUGAAAACACCACUUCUUGGAACAAUACAGUCGUAUACUCGUUUUUCCCCUUGGUGUAUAAUUUUCUCACAUUUCUUAGUGAAAGCAUCGCACAGUUCUGAUCUCAACUAAGUAAAGAGGCACUCUUCUGACUUACUAUGAACUGCAGUGAUAACAUUUUUUUUCUGGUACCUCAAAAAUCCAAAGUGAAUCUUACCCAGGUUACACUGGUUGUGUAACUUACGUUACACACUUAAUUUACGUGUCAGGGUAAAGUUUCCACUGUACUACUUAAUAAAUACAAUGUGUAUGUGUGUA